Messenger RNA from Hemicordylus capensis (graceful crag lizard), 1198 nucleotides. RefSeq names its product cholecystokinin (gene CCK). Gene Ontology annotation, molecular function: neuropeptide hormone activity. Gene Ontology annotation, cellular component: axon; extracellular region. The transcript has 3 exons. The coding region runs from base 212 to 586 and encodes 124 amino acids. The record is from RefSeq and is a predicted model, not a curated record. Lineage: Eukaryota; Metazoa; Chordata; Lepidosauria; Squamata; Cordylidae. Gene Ontology annotation, biological process: digestion.
CUGGGGAAAGGCCCGCGCGCGUCUAAAAAAGGAGGCAGCUUCUUCUGGCUCCUCUCUCGCUGUGGGAGGGAAUCGGUUUCUAGCCCGAAAAGUGAAAGGCGCACCACGAUCCGAGGAAGGGAUCUCGGUUGCAUCGCUCACUCUCCCGCCCACUGCGCCGGGCGCCUGCACGGUAGAGAGUUACUUCGAGCCGAGGAGGGGCAGAGAAGCAAUGUACAGCGGGAUCUGCAUCUGCCUGUUCCUGGCUGUGCUGUCCAUGAGCUCUUCAGGGCAGCCAGCUUCAGGGUCCCACAAUGCCAAUCCUGUGGUCACUGAUCUUGAGCAGAGCUUGUCAGAAAACCACUGGCAUGCACGUACCCCAGCCUCGGGGAGAUCGGUCCAGCGGCUGGAUGGCAACGCUGAAAAGGCUAAUCUUGGAGCUCUGUUGGCCAAAUACCUCCAGCAAACUCGAAGAGGUACUUCUGGAAAGGUCUCUGUGAUGGGAUUACAGAAUUUUGAUCCUACACACAGGAUAAAAGACAGAGACUACGUGGGCUGGAUGGAUUUUGGACGCCGCAGUGCUGAAGAAUAUGAGUACUCUUCUUAAAGAGCAUUAAACUAUGCUUAAAAGAAAUAGAAAUCAACUCCUGUUCCUGUACAGGGGGGAAAAUUUGUCAUCCUUUUCAAAUCAGUGUUUUAAAAAAUAUAUGUACUUGAUGUAAAUUUGUCUGUAAAACUAUACAAUGCAAUAUAUAUUAUAUAAACAUAUGCAGAAUUUUCCAGAAAAAAUUAUUCUCUUUCUCCAAUAGUUUCUUACCACUCACUGUUGACAUAUUAAAAGUAUUUCAUUCAUUCCCUGUUGUCUUAUCGCCACAAAUGUUAUUGGUGUCACAAUUAAUUGUAGAAGAAAAAUGUUUUCAAUCUAUUUUACACUAUUUGUUAAUCUGAAUAUCUAACAGAUUGAACUGAGUGCAUUUUUUAAAUUGUUAAGGGUUAAGAGGCAAUCUGUCCAUAUCAAUAUGAUAGAAGAGAUUUCCUACAAAAACAUUUUAAUAGUUAUGAAAGUCCAUUUAAAACUGAAGUCAGACAAGUAUCUCGUGAAUAUUACGAGUGCUGCAGCUAAACAUUUUGUCCUAGAUUCAGUUUAUUUUAUUUUGUGCAGUAAAUGUGAAAAUUCUGCUAAGAAUUACGAAUUCUGGAAUAAACAGAACAUUCCUUG